Messenger RNA from Bombus pascuorum, 2017 nucleotides. RefSeq names its product type 1 phosphatidylinositol 4,5-bisphosphate 4-phosphatase. Bases 573 to 1334 code for a protein of 253 amino acids. The transcript is spliced from 6 exons. Lineage: Eukaryota; Metazoa; Arthropoda; Insecta; Hymenoptera; Apidae. The record is from RefSeq and is a predicted model, not a curated record. Gene Ontology annotation, biological process: phosphatidylinositol dephosphorylation. Gene Ontology annotation, cellular component: plasma membrane; lysosomal membrane; phagocytic vesicle membrane. Gene Ontology annotation, molecular function: phosphatidylinositol-4,5-bisphosphate 4-phosphatase activity.
CUAUUUACACUUGAUGAUAAAAUACAAACUUCCGCUUAAACAGUAUUUGAUACUAUUUAGCUUUUAAAAAGUCAUUAAAUGCGAAAAGUAUACUGACGAGUGGAACUGAUCGAACUGUGUUAAAGUGUGCUACUAUACGAACAGUAGAAGUGGUGUAGUAUGACUCCUAAACAGAUUACACCAAUGCUUCAAAAAAUUCUGGACUUUUACAAUAUCAUUACCAAUUAAUAGUGCUCUUUGUUUUCGUUAGAAAAGUAGAUAAAAAAGGAAAAAAUAACCUCCAAAUACGAUUACAUUGGAGACGUCACAAUUAUUGAGUAACAGGGUAGCCAACCUGUGAAAAUGUUACAAUGCCUGUAGAAUUCCUAAACCAAUCCAUUAAAGAUCCGUAAUGUUGAAACCAAUGUAUAUCUCGUUUCGAUGAAUAAGUUUCUGUUCUAUGAACAGACAGAACCACGCAGGGUGUUAGAAAAAUUUUUAUUUUGUCAUCCUUGUCAUCGAAGCACCGGGAGUACUGUCAAACAAUACUUGAAAUAAAUUGUUGUCAUUAAGGGGUAAAUUAAUAGAUCGACAUGGGAGACGGGAAGAAGGGCGAACGACAACCGUUGUUAAAAAAUGAAAAUGUCACUUAUAGUUCACACGGCAGCGAUUUCGUUGAUGAAGUGGAAUCGACUGUUAGUACAGUAUCUGCAAUAGGUCCUGAUGAAGUGCCACCUCCAUACGAAUCAAGUAGUCAAUGUGGCAAGCCUAUGGUCACUUGUAGGGUUUGUCAAGCUAUGAUAGAUAUUUCUGGCAAAAGAGAUCAACAUGUUGUCAAAUGCUGUCAAUGUAAUGAAGCUACACCCAUACGAAAUGCACCUCCUGGAAAGAAAUAUGUCCGUUGCCCAUGUAACUGUUUAUUAAUAUGUAAGAGUUCUUCACAACGUAUUGCUUGUCCAAGGCCAAACUGUAAACGUAUUAUUAAUCUUGCUCCAAGCCCAAUUACACCACCUGUUUUAUCUAUGCCUGGAAUGUGUAGGGUAUGCUGUGCUCAUUGUCAUGACACAUUUUUGUUUAAUACCUUAAAUAAUGCUUUGGCUCGAUGUCCACAUUGCCGAAAAAUAUCUUCUGUUGGUCCAGAUUUUGCUAGAGGUCGAGGUAUUGCAUUCACUAUCGUUGGAUUAAUAGCCUUAGUAAUUGCAAUAGCUGUGACUGUUGGAACACAUACAUAUGCAAAAACUAGUGGUGGAAUUUAUGUAGCUUAUGUUGGUGCAUUUCUCUUAGCACUUUUGUGCUUUGGACGCAGCAUUUAUUAUUGUACAAUGAAAAUUAGUAUGAUAGAAGGUCCAAUGUAAUACCCUAAAUGACAAUCAGUUGCUAACAUUUUUAAACCAAUUCCUCUAACAUCUAUGUCGUAUAAUAAUAUAUUUAGAUCAAAUGUUUAUAGUAAUAAAAUGACAUAAAGUCCUUCUAGGACAAUUGGUACAUUCUUACACAUACAUAUGUAAGUUUAUAUUGCUAGUAAUGAGCAAUAUUCUUACAUAUACAUAUGCAAAUGUACAUGUCACGGAUGAAGAGGAUGUGUAACUGUAAUGUAUGACACUUUCUCACAUAAGGUAAUAUAUCAAAAAGUACUAGAAGUUGGGGUAUCCAUUUAAAAAACAAAGGAUUGUUCCUCUGCACUUUUAUAUUGUCAAGCACAGGACCAAGACAACAACCCCAUUAUAUUGUUUUCAUAUUUGAAUGAGAAUAUACUAAUGAAAAUAUGCUUUCUACAUCUACAGUAAAUAUACAAAAUGCACAUACAUAUAUACAUACAUAGAUAUAUAUGCAAAUAAAACAUUCUUGCAUGAAUAUUCCAAUUGUAAGCAGCUAUACAUACAGCUAUAUAUAUUGUGUUUGCAAUUACGAACUUGCAUUGUCAGAUAACAAAGAAUAAAAAUAUCUUUCUAAGAAAAAAUUAUAAAUCGAUAUCGUUUGACAGACGUUUUUGGAUUUAUGUAUUAUUUGACAUGCAAGUAAAAUUAUAUAAAAUACA